Molecule: messenger RNA, 2739 nt
Organism: Salvia miltiorrhiza (redroot sage)
Lineage: Eukaryota; Viridiplantae; Streptophyta; Magnoliopsida; Lamiales; Lamiaceae
Product: mitotic checkpoint serine/threonine-protein kinase BUB1-like
Exons: 12
Coding region: 1517-2449 (310 amino acids)
Biological process (GO): mitotic spindle assembly checkpoint signaling; meiotic sister chromatid cohesion, centromeric; protein phosphorylation
Molecular function (GO): protein kinase activity; ATP binding
Source: RefSeq, a predicted model, not a curated record
AAAUACAUUAUUAGAAACCUAAAUACCAAAAAUUAAAUAAUAAAAGUGAAACAAAAGAAAAAAAAAAAGAAAAAAAAAAGAAAGAAAAAGAUUUGACUUCAUUUCUUCAACCCCUAAAAUCCCUAUUCGUUGCUCCCGCUCAAUUUUCACGCUAACACCUCAAAAUUUCCCCCAAAUCGGACCUGGCCUCUUUCUCUCUUCACCAUCGCCGUGCCCUGCCACCGCCGUCGCGACUCGCCGCCACGACCAGCGCCGCCCGGCACUCACUGCGCCCCCCAUCUCGUCGUCCUCUGUUUGUUUACCCGUAGCAGCAGCUGCGGAGAUAUCUCUCCAUCUCGAACCCGCGUCGCCUGCCACCGACCGUGUCGACUCGCCGUUGCCACGCCGGCCGUCUUCUCGCCGCCCCUUUUAACCCUAGGCGCCGCGAUAAACCCCAUUUUAGCUCGCAAAUCCCUAUCUGCUCUUCACGCGCGUCAGCUCGUAAACCCUAUUUUUUCCAAUUCCUCAUUUAAUUUAUGAUUGUUUCUCUUUGUUGUCAACAAUUCAUGGAGCUUCACGCUGUGAAUUCAGAUUUCAAUUAGAAUGCAGAAUUUAUUGGACUCGAGAAGCCAUUCAUCGAGCAUGCCGCUUUGUGGAUGAGUAUCUACUAUUGAAUACCUUUCUCGCUGGUUAUAGCCUCACAAUUGUAGAUGUUGCAGUCUGGACUGCUCUUGCUGCAUCGCCCUUAUCAAACGUUUGGCUCUUGACAGAGAGGUGUAUGCUCCAAAGGGUAUCCAAAUAUGGGAACUUUGGCCCUCGAAACCGAGUCCUAGCUCUCUCUCGACUCUCCUUGGUUAAGGGUAGCCGCAAUUAUCCCCUUUCGAAGCUAAGUUUCCUAUCCCAUCUCUUUUCUAUUGAUGAUAGUGUAAGAAAGAUAUCAGAACUUAACAUCUAUCAUUGAGCUUGCCAUGGCUAUCUUGUUCAUCUAUUUAUGACAAUAGUGGGCUAAGGUUUUUCCCAUAUUCUGUGUGUAUGCUAUUUGUUCAUCUAUUUGAAAGAAUUGAAGACAAGGUUUACCUUGAAGUCUGGUAGAGUAAUGAAUGAAGGCCCUCUUACUUUUCGGCUGUUGAAGUAUUACAUGAACUGAAACUUUUAUUUCUGGUAGCAGGUAGAUCAAUUUACUUCCCUGGUGAAUAAGGAAUGAGUGUAGAGGGUGGUUGGCUGAAGACUUGAGUUACCUACGAAAUGGUACAAUGUUGGGUGGCUGAUUUGAGCCCUUUGUGUACUAUGGUAUGGCUGGAGUAUGGGGUAGCUCAGCUGGUGUCUGGUGAGGCAGAGCUACCGUGAAGAAUAUAUGCAGCGAGGCAGACAAAAUAAUUCAGAUUGGUAAUUUGAAGCACCUCUUUCAAAUGCUAAUUAGUGUUUCUGAUUUUGCUGCAGGUUAUUUCGGAGAAGAACAGGAAAGAGAUCUCCAAGUACAGGCUAUUUUGGACAGGCAAAGCUAUAGUGGUUAUGGAAACGAGUGGUGCUGGAAAAUAUGGAUGGUAGCUCAGAUUAUGAAAGAGUUUUUAAGGAAAUAGAGGAGCACAGGAUUUGCAUACGCAAAGCGCUGCUUUAUGAAUCAUUUGCUUUGUUUCUGGAAGCAAAAGGCAGACUGAUAGAUGCUUGUAUGAUUUAUCAUCUUGGCAUCUCAAGAAAUGCUGAGCCACUGGGGAGACUAAAAAAAGCUCAGGUUCUAUUUCUCGAGAGAACGUCUGAAAGAGUAACUAAUGGAUCAUUUCAAAAGAUGAAAAAUGACAUUUCUGUAGAGGACGGAGAGAAUUUUAUUAAUCCAUGGUCUGUGUCAACCCUCAAAAAUCUACUGCAAAAGAUGAAUUCUAAAGUUGUGGAAUAUGAGGGAUACCAUUCAAGUAAUAAAGCAUAUCCUGGAAAAGUGGCGUUAUCCUCCUUGCAGAAAUCAGCUAAAAAUAAAGACAUCACUAUAGGUAGAGAGAAUUAUCAGAUCAGAGGUCGUGCAGGUCAGGGUGGGUUUGCUCAGGUGUUCAAAGCAUAUGUUGACGGCCAACCUGAUGAUGUCGUUGCCCUUAAGAUUCAAAAGCCUCCAUUUCCUUGGGAGUUUUAUAUGUACCGCCAACUCGACAUUAGGAUUCCUGAAAAAGAAAAGAGUUUUGGCUUUGCUCACAGAUUGCACCUCUAUUCUGACUACAGUGUCAUAGUCUCUGAUUAUUUUGCUCAUGGGACUCUACAGGAUGCCAUGAACUGUAAUGUGGUUACAGGUGGAUCUAUGGACGAAGUAUUAUGUAUCUAUUACACCAUUGAGAUGCUUCAAAUCCUAGAGACUCUGCAUGGUGCUGCAAUGAUCCAUGGCGACUUCAAACCCGAUAAUUUGCUCAUACGAUAUUCUAGGGAUGAUCCAACAGAGAGUGAUACUAGAUCAAUUGUAAAUGAUUUUCAAGACAUAUUAGGUUGACAGCAUACUUGGCGCCCGUGGCGAUGCUUUUGAGCAUGAGGCAACUAGAAGAAUGCGUAAUGAAUUUAUGGUAGCUUGGGAUGGCUUGAGGUCAAAAGACAACCGGAGAAUCAUAGCAGGUUGAUUAACUAGUUCUUGAGGACUUGGUGCUAGAAACAUUGUAUGAUAGAUUUUUGUUUUAGCUAUAAGGUAGUUGGUAUUUUCAAUUUUGAAUCGGAAUAUGCAAUGAUGAUGUAUACUUGAUAUUUGGUUCAUUUGUAUAAUAAUGUAUGAAUAUUUUGGAUGAUAUA